This is a messenger RNA of Rubroshorea leprosula, 1566 nucleotides long. NCBI's taxonomy places the organism in Eukaryota, Viridiplantae, Streptophyta, Magnoliopsida, Malvales, Dipterocarpaceae. The record is from the annotation of a GenBank genome assembly.
GCAGAGUUUAGGAAAAUCAGAAGCCGUGAGGGAGAAUCAAAGAUGGAGGAAGGAGAAGAAGCAGCGAAUUGGAGCGAGGCAGUGGAGGAUCUGGUGGCGGCGGGAGACACGCAGGGCGCUAUCUCCUCCCUCGAGAACCUAAUUUCCAAGCUCCAAGUCGGUGACGACUCCGCCGAAACGACGGCGUUGGAUCUCCAAUUGGCUUCUGCUCUCUGCGACUUGGCCAAUCUCUACUCCUCCAUAGGUUUCUCUCUCAAGUCCGACGAGCUUCGCACUCGCGCAUCUCUCAUCAGAGAACGCUCUCAGUCUUCUCGUGAGACAAAGAAUGAUUCGAAGGAAGAUUGCUUGUUGUCCCCAGGCGUUGCUUCGGCUGGAAAAAAUUCAGUGCGCGAUAAACCUCGGCCUGAUGGGAAUCCUGAGAAGUCAACAAAAACAAUUGAAGAGGAUUCGCCUUGCAAAUCAUCUUCAGAUGAUGAUUGGGAAGCUAUUGCUGAUCGUGAACCAAAUGAAUUACUUUCCUCGGAGUGCUCGCCUGGAGUAUCAAAUCUCUCAUUGGAAGAUGGCAAAGUUCAAGCCCCUAAGCGACGGGGAAGGGGAACAUUCUCUUACAAUAAGGAUGAGCUGUAUAGUGAUCGACUAUCUGAUAGAUCUCUUUCCAAUGACCCAGAGGAUGAGGAUUCUUGCCUCAGUUCAGAGAAAAAGGCAGAAUCACUGCAACCAAAAUAUGGUACCCGUCAUGUUCUUGUUCUGGCUGACUUUUCACCAAGUACUAGGACAACAGAUCUAGAGAAGCUCUUUGAGGGCUUUAGAGACCAUGGAGUGGUAAUUCGCUGGGUCAAUGAUACAACAGCUCUUGCAGUAUUUCGAACACCAUCAAUUGCACUUGAAGCACGCAACUCUGUUCUGUGCCCAUUCACAGUACGCAUACUUGAUGGGGAUGAUGAGCUUUUACAUUCAAUUGCAGCAAGAGAUCUUGAACCUCCUCGCGCAAGGCCACAGACAUCAGCUAGAACUGCCCAGAGGCUGAUUGCUCAGAGUAUGGGACUGAAGUUACCAUCAACUUUUGGGUCUAGAGAAUUAAGAAACCAGGAAGAAGCCCGAAGGAAUAGAAUAGUUACAAGGCAAAAAAUGAGAGAUGAUGCCUGGGGUGCCGAUUGAUUGAGAUGGCCCUCCCUUAUUGUCUAUUUAAGUAUGACUAAUUCGAUUAAGUUACAUCUUAUUUCUGGCCAAAAAGAUAGAAGAGACAAGACUAGUCCCCAUGCUGCACCUAGGAAAAUACAUACACUUUUCCCUCCCUGUAUUGGUCCCUCUUUCGUUUCCUUAGGGAUUUGAAUUCUGUUGUAUGAUGGACGUUGGACUUUUGGUAUGAAAUAUUCUGCAUUUCCAGAAAUUUCUAGAAUGGAAAAAGGGAGGGGAAAAAGUUGGGAUUAAAGUAGAGGUUGCAUGUUCUUGUCAUCAAUUGAAUUUGGGGACCAUUGUUUUCUCAUGCUGAUGAAAAUUGCGAGAGGCCAAGCUUUGAAGAACUAAAAUCAGAAGGAAAAACUCGUAUAAAACCUUUUUACUUUA